AUGAGACCUCAGAUGCGUCUACCUAGAUGGAAAAAACUCAGCCAGGAAAGCUUAAUAAAAGCACUAGAUGACCUGUAUGAGAAAAUUCACAAACACUUCAAGUCACAUAUAUCUGACUUAAAGACGGAAGUUUUAGACCUGAAGCAGAAGGUAAUAACACAAGAUGGCAUCUUGAAAGAUGCACGUGUAGAAAUUAAACUUCUCCAAACUCAAAAUAUCAUACUAAUGAACCAGGUAAAGUUGUUGGAAAUCCAAACCACUGAUAUUGAGGAUAGUUCAAGGAAAAACAAUUUAAUAUUCAAAGGCAUAUCAGAAGAGAUGAAAGCAGACAACCUGGAGGAGUAUUUGAAGGAAUAUAUGGCUCAAUUUCUAGAUCAACAGAUCAUUAGAUCAACGCCCUUUGAGAGAUUCCAUAGAAUUCGCAAACCAGACAAUAUCCAAAUGACAGAACCAAGAGAGGUUAUAGUACGUUUCAUAAACAGCGCGGUCAAAGAUGCUCUGAUUUGGAAAAUCCGACAUAACAAACCACAGGACUCAAAAUUUAUGUCUAUCUCCACUUUCCCCGAUCUCUCACCAGCCACAAGAAAUAACAGCAAAUGCUUCAGAGACAUGACUAUUACACUAAGGAAUACGAAUAUUCCAUAUAAAAGGGGGGUCCCUACAAAAAAUCUGGGCUUUAACGGGGAUAGAACAAUCACAGUAAAUGAUCCUUCUGAAGAUCUAACUAAAAAGGGUAUCCAUGUGUAA
Molecule: messenger RNA, 747 nt
Organism: Pelobates cultripes (western spadefoot toad)
Lineage: Eukaryota; Metazoa; Chordata; Amphibia; Anura; Pelobatidae
Source: the annotation of a GenBank genome assembly